This is a messenger RNA of Periconia digitata, 1767 nucleotides long. The record is from the annotation of a GenBank genome assembly. Lineage: Eukaryota; Fungi; Ascomycota; Dothideomycetes; Pleosporales; Periconiaceae.
AAAACCACACUCACACCCUCUCCCCCUCCCAAUUCUCAUCACCUCAAUUGCUCUCUAAUAUCAUCCACCCAAAAGACACUACAUUCCUAUACAGCAGACCUUCACGACACAAUGCCCGGCUUCUCACAGGCCUCGGAUCUGUCGGCGUGGAAUGCCCUUCAGGACCACCAUUCCAAGCUCGGCAAGGACAUUGUCCUCAAGGAGUACUUUAAGAAGGACCCCCAGCGCUUCGAGAAGUUCUCCUUCACCUUCAAAAACGAUGUCGACAGCUCCGAGACUCUGUUCGAUUUCUCCAAGAACUUCGUCACCGACGAGACGUUGAAGCUCUUGGUCGAACUAGCCAAGGAGGCUGGCCUCGAGAAGCUCCGCGAUGACAUGUUCGCUGGCGAGAAGAUCAACUUCACCGAGAACCGUGCCGUGUACCAUGUUGCUCUUCGCAACAUCUCCAAGGAGCCCAUGCAGGUCGAUGGCCAGAGCGUCGUCGAGGAGGUGCACAGCGUCUUGGAUCACAUGAAGGAGUUCACCGAGCAGGUCCGUAGCGGCGAGUGGAAGGGUUACACUGGCAAGAAGAUCGAAACCAUCAUCAACGUCGGUAUUGGAGGAUCUGACCUCGGCCCCGUCAUGGUCACCGAAGCUCUCAAGCCGUACGGCGACCGCGGCCUCAAGUUGCACUUCGUGUCCAACAUCGACGGCACCCACAUUGCCGAGGCUCUCAAGGAGUCCAACCCGGAGACCACCCUCUUCCUCAUCGCAUCCAAGACCUUCACCACUGCCGAGACUGUGACCAACGCCAACACGGCCAAAUCAUGGUUCCUCAAGAGCGCGAAGCAGGAGGACAUCGCCAAGCACUUCGUUGCUCUCUCCACUAACGAGUCUGAGGUUACCAAGUUCGGUAUCGAUAGCAAGAACAUGUUCGGCUUCUCCGACUGGGUCGGUGGACGCUACAGCGUGUGGAGCGCCAUCGGUUUGAGCGUUGCCUUGUACAUUGGCUUCGAUAACUUCAAGGACUUCCUUGCUGGUGCCCAGGCCAUGGACCAACACUUCAAGAACACCCCUCUCGAGAAGAACAUCCCCGUCAUUGGUGGCUUAUUGAGCGUGUGGUACUCUGACUUCUUUGGUGCUCAGACACAUCUUGUCUCUCCCUUUGAUCAGUAUCUUCACAGGUUCCCCGCCUACCUCCAGCAGCUGUCCAUGGAGUCCAAUGGCAAGGCCAUCACCCGCAGCGGUGACUACGUCAAAUACACGACGGGUCCCAUCCUCUUCGGUGAGCCGGCGACAAAUGCUCAGCACUCUUUCUACCAGCUCCUUCACCAGGGUACCAAGUUGAUCCCCACCGACUUCAUCUUGGCCGCGCAGAGCCACAACCCCGUGGAGAACAACAAGCACCAGAAGAUGCUUGCUUCCAACUUCUUCGCCCAGGCUGAGGCCCUCAUGGUUGGCAAAACCCCUGAUGAGGUCAAGGCCGAAGGCGCUCCCGACAACCUGAUCCCUCACAAGACUUUCUUGGGCAACCGACCAACGACUUCCAUUCUCGCGGACAAGAUCACACCUGCCACCCUCGGCGCUCUGAUCGUCUACUAUGAGCACCUCACCUUCACCGAAGGUGCCAUCUGGAAUAUCAACAGCUUCGACCAGUGGGGUGUUGAGCUGGGCAAGUCGCUCGCCAAGAAGAUCCUGUCCGAACUCGACGACAGCAGCGAGUCAACUGGCCACGACGCCAGCACCGGUGGACUCAUCAACGCCUUCAAGAAGAAGGCUACCUUGUAA